AUGCUGACACUUUUGAACAGAUGGCGUUCCCAGCCAGGAGGACCUUCCAAUGCCUCCGCCUUCAUUCGCGUCCUCGAAUCUCCCAAGUCAUCAGUCUCCGACAAAGUUCUCGUCCUGAAGGCCUUCAACGACUGGGACGUCCUCGUUAACACAUGGUUUGAGGUAGCCGACGCUCUUCCAGCCGUUGAGAAGCUUCUCGACGUCACCGCCUUCCCAGAGCACUCAUCAGCCGCGUUGCUCGUCUCGAAAGUCUAUUUCUGUCUGGAACAGUACGAGCGUGCUCUGGAAUUCGCUCUGCGCGGAGAUUUCAAUGUCGUCCCUGCUCCACGAGUGGGCCUUGGAAACGAUGCAGAAUAUGUGAAUAAGAUAAUUGAAACCGCCAUUGACACUUAUAAGAUUAUGAGCCAACAAGGAAUCGCUGCUCCGCAACAGCUCCGCGAGCUCGUUGAUAAGAUUGUUGCCAGAAAUCUGGAUAAUCGAGAGAUCUGGUAUGUGAUCUCGUUGGGUUUCGAGACGACCAACUUGCCAAUGAUCGAAAAGGCUAUCAGUGCGAUGCCAGCAGAGCUCAAUGUCAAAAAUCAAACAACCCUUGUGGAAACGCUCAACCGUGUCGUCAACGGAGCCUUCGACAGAUCAUUCCGUUUUAAAGUCAUUAACACUGUCAUUAAGACCUAUUUGAAGUGUCCAUCGCCAGAUAUGUCCAAGAUUUGUGAGUGCUACGUGCUCACUGACAACGCCGAGUCUGCUGCUGACACUAUCACGGAUCUCAUCUCCCGCAAUCUAUCUACUCGUUCCUAUCAAAUCGCCUUCGAUUUGUAUGAAACCGCCAGCCAAGGAUUCCUUGACAGAGUUCUUCGACGAUUCGAGCAACAGGAGCAACCAGCAGACGCCAAAUCCAUGGAGAAGGUGCAUUCGAUUCUGAAAGGACACGAGACAGUGAAAGCCUAUCUUGACUUCUACGUCCGUCACAAUCACACAGAUUCCGUGCUGAUGGAAGAGAUCAAGGAGAAUAUUAGAACCGCAUCUGCUCACAAUGCUCUUCUUAUCAGCAACGGUCUGAUGCAGUACGGUACCACUUGUGACGAUUUCCUCCGCAACAAUCUCUCGUGGGUGUCCAAGGCUACCAACUGGAACAAAUUCAACGCUGUCGCCUCCCUCGGACUCAUCCAUCACGGACAAGAGGCCUCGGCAAUGAAGGUUCUCGAUCCGUACCUUCCGAAAGAAUCUGUAGAAGGAUUCGGAUUCAAAGAGGGAGGAGCCAUGCUCGCCUACGGAUUGAUUCAUGCCAAACACGGUGAUGCCACUGCUAUGAGCACUCUUGCUCAAUGGCUCAAGACUGCUGAGAAUGAGCCAGUUCGACAUGGAGCCUGCCUUGGAUUCGGAAUCGCUGGUUUGGGAUCUUCCUCGGUUUCUGGAUAUGAGAAGAUUCGCGAAGUUCUUCAACGUGACGAGGCUGUCUCUGGAGAAUCUGCUGGAAUCGCUAUGGGACUUAUCAUGGCUGGAAAUUUGAAUCAGGAGGUGUUCAAUGAGUUGAAACAGUAUACUGUGGAUACUCAACACGACAAGACUCAACGUGGUAUUCGUACUGGACUCGCCUGCGCUUCAUUCGGACUUCAAGGAGACGCUGAACCCUAUAUCACCGAGGCGAUUGGAGCCAAGAGUAACCCAAUGCUCAGAUCUACUGGAAUCUGUAUGCUGUCGAUGGCCUACGCUGGAACUGGAUCUCCAGAUGUCGUUCGUCGUCUUCUCGAGAAGGUUGCCACUGAUCCAAACUUAGAUGUUAAGAGAUACGCGACCAUUGGUAUCGGUUUCGUUCUUUCGAAGGAUCCAAAUACCUGCCUGUCUUAUGUCUCCAUGCUCACCGAGCAUUUCAACGGACAUGUUAGGUAUGGAGCCGCGAUGGCUUUGGGUAUCGCUUGUGCUGGAACUGGAAAUAUGGAAGCAAUCGGACUCAUUGAGCCAAUGAUUUCUGAUAAGGAAGGAUUCGUCCGCAAGGGAGCUCUUCUCUCGUUAUCUCUUAUCAUGUGCCAACAGACAGACUACACCUGUCCAAAGGUUAACGGAUUCAGAAAGCAGUUGUUGAAGAAGAUCGGAGAGAAGAAUGAGGACUCUUUAGUCAAGUUCGGAGCCAUCAUUGCUCAGGGUCUUCUCGACAUUGGAGGCCAGAACGCGGCCGUCUCAUUGCACAAUUCUGAUGGUCAACCGGAUAUGGGCUCCAUGGUUGGAAUGAUGUGCUUCUUGCAUGGAUGGUUCUGGCACUCGAUGCACUUCUUCAUUGCCCUCGCCGCCAAGCCGUCUUGCUUGGUAAUGGUCAAUGAGAAUCUCAAAAUUCCAGUACUCGACUACGUUUGUCAUGCGAACAGCCAAAAGUUUGCCUAUCCACCACGUGCCGAAUCGAAGAAGGAUAAGGAUAUCAAGAAGGUGGAAACUGUGGUUUUGUCGAUUACCGGAAAGAAGAACGCGUUGAAAAAGGCGGCGGCUGCGGAGGAGAAGAAGCGCCGGGAGGCUGCGGCUGCUGCAGCACUCCAUGCAGCUGCACAAUCAUCGUCGUCGGCGUCUGGAGGAGCAGCUGCUGGUGCUGCUGGUGAGGAUGAGAAGAUGGAGGUGGAUCAACAAGGAAAGCCGAAGAAGGAGAAGGCACCAGAAAAGGACACGAAACCCAUCCACCGUCUCUGCAACCCUGCUCGCGUGAUUACGGCUCAACGAAACCUGAUUACGAUCAGUGACCCCCGUUCGUAUUCCCCAAUGAAACCACUCUACAAGGGAGGAAUCAUCGUUUCGGAUCGUAUUGAUAAGGAGAGAGAAGAGAAACUGGUCAGUGAAGUCGUCGCUCAAGUCAGUCUUCCCGCUUCCUCGUCGAACGCCGAACUGAAACCACCACAACCAUUCGAGAUCAAUCUCACUGAUUAUUGA
Molecule: messenger RNA, 2913 nt
Organism: Caenorhabditis briggsae
Lineage: Eukaryota; Metazoa; Nematoda; Chromadorea; Rhabditida; Rhabditidae
Gene: Cbr-rpn-2
Product: Protein CBR-RPN-2
Exons: 6
Coding region: 1-2913 (970 amino acids)
Biological process (GO): proteasome-mediated ubiquitin-dependent protein catabolic process; regulation of protein catabolic process
Cellular component (GO): proteasome complex; proteasome regulatory particle, base subcomplex; proteasome storage granule
Molecular function (GO): enzyme regulator activity
Source: RefSeq, a predicted model, not a curated record